Closterium sp. NIES-65 is the source of this 1527-nucleotide messenger RNA. NCBI's taxonomy places the organism in Eukaryota, Viridiplantae, Streptophyta, Zygnematophyceae, Desmidiales, Closteriaceae. The record is from the annotation of a GenBank genome assembly.
AUGGCUCCUCGGGGGUUGUGUCAUGGCUGUUGGGAUGAGGGACAUGCAUGGCAGCGAUGUCCUCAUCAACCUAAGGGAGGCAUUCCGGCAUUCUUAAAGCCGGAGGGUCGUGGAUCCAACGGCAAGGCACAGGUGGCGGAUGAGGAGGAGCAGGAUGACAAGGCAGAGGUAGUGGUUGGAGAGGCAGUUACAGGAGUGGGAGAGGAGCAGCCGCGAGAGGGGUGGUGGAUUGACAGUGGGGCCAGCCACAACUUUACUAUUGCUUCGGACUUCAAAAUGUGCACACCGUCACUGGGAGGAGCGGUGUAUGUCCUCAGUCUCAUUGACGACUUCACCAGACGAGUUUGGUCGUUCCCACUCCCCAACAAGGAAUCGGCCACAGUCGCAAAAGUCCUUCGCCAGUGGCAUAAGGACGUGGAGUUGGAGUGUGGGCGGAAGCUGAAGGCUGUUCGCUCCGACAGGGGUGGCGAGUUCUUGGGGGACGCUGUGAAAGCAUGGAAAGCGAAGUUUGGCAUCAAAACCCAAUUUAGUGUCGCAGAUACACCGCAACAGAAUGGGGUCGUGGAGAGGUGGCACAAGACGAUGGCAGAGGGGAUUCGCACAUUGUUGGUCGACAGUGGUCUCCCUGCUCGCUUGUGGGGUGAAGCAUUGAUGUGGGUUAUGUGGGUUAAGAACAGGGUCACCCACAGUGCUUUGCCUGCCUCCAUCACACCAAUGGAGGCGUGGUCCGGCCAGAAGCCGCAUGUGGGCAUGGCUCGGAUCUGGGGUUGCAUGGGGAGUGUCAUGCUGCAUGGGCAUGAGAAGGGUGGCAAGCUUGAUGCACGGGCUGUCAUGUGUGUCUGUGUUGGGGUGGACAUGGAGAGCAAGGGUUGGCACAUGCUGGACCCUUCUCUCAUGCUGGAUGUUGAUUUUCUUGAGAAUGUGAUGUGGAAGGAUUGGGACAAGGCAAAGAGAUUUGGGGAGCUUCUGCAGGAUGCAGCUGCGAUUUCCCAACUCCUCCCUCUUCCACUCUCGCCACCCUCAGCAACGGCUGACGACGUUGAGAUGCCACUUUCAUCACUGCCACCGGCACCGCUGAGUGUGUCGGUGCAGCAGCAGCCCACCCCUCUGCAGCAGCUCAGUGGCCCCUCGGUCAUUCAGCGGAGAUCCGCUACACAGGCUACUUCCUCUUCCUCCUCCUCUGGUCAGCGCCCUGUCCCUCUCUCUACGGGUGCCCCUCCAUCACCAGCGACUACCUCCCCACCACCGGUUAAGGGUUUGCAGGUGCUUGGUAUCCAGUCUGGUACAGGUGGUGAGGAGGUAGGGGGGGAUGCUGGUGUGGUUGAGGGCAUGCUGUGUUUGGCCAGGGAGGUGGAAGGUGUUGCACUAGCAGGUGUGAGCACCGGUGAUGUCCCACGCACACUCGCUGAGGCCCUGCAUGGCCCUGAGGGCCCUGCGUGGAAGGCAGGUACUGAGAAGGAGGUAAAUGCAAUGCGCACUAUGGGUGUAUGGGAUCCACAGCCGGUCGACUUACCUCCAGGUAAGUAG